This is a messenger RNA of Lutra lutra (Eurasian river otter), 4046 nucleotides long. It is a transcript of the gene LRRC28, whose product is annotated as leucine rich repeat containing 28. The transcript has 10 exons. Lineage: Eukaryota; Metazoa; Chordata; Mammalia; Carnivora; Mustelidae. The record is from RefSeq and is a predicted model, not a curated record. Gene Ontology annotation, molecular function: protein binding. Bases 182 to 1285 code for a protein of 367 amino acids.
CGCCCCGCCCCUCGCCGUCUGCACCUCGCCCCGCCCCCCCGGCACCCCGCCCCUCCCGCAGACCCUCGGCUUGCAGUUCAGCGCCGCCUGCGCCCGGAGCGCUGGCUCCGCCGGCGCCGAGAAAUGGACCAAUUUUGACAAGAUGUAGUGCUGCAGCGUGCCUGAUGGGAUAUGUUCAGUCAUGGCAUCUGAACUCUGUAAGACGAUCUCUGUGGCAAGGCUGGAAAAGCACAAGAAUUUGUUCUUAAAUUAUAGGAAUCUGCACCAUUUUCCAUUGGAGUUACUGAAAGAUGAGGGACUACAGUACUUGGAGAGGCUCUAUAUGAAAAGGAACUCCCUUACAACCUUGCCAGAAAACCUUGCUCAGAAGCUUCCAAACCUUGUGGAACUGUACCUUCACUCAAAUAACAUAGUUGUGGUUCCAGAAGCCAUUGGAUCCCUCGUAAAACUCCAGUGUUUGGAUCUUAGUGACAAUGCCUUAGAAAUUGUUUGCCCAGAAAUUGGUCGUCUGAGAGCUUUACGUCAUCUUCGAUUAGCUAAUAACCAACUGCAAUUCCUACCUCCAGAGGUUGGCGAUUUGAAGGAGCUGCAGACACUAGACAUUUCUACCAAUCGUUUGCUAAAUUUACCCGAGAGGCUUCACCUGUGCCUUUCUCUGCAGUACCUCACCGCGGACCGCAAUCGUCUAUGGUGCGUGCCGCGUCAUCUCUGCCAGCUGCCCAGCCUCAACGAGCUCUCCAUGGCUGGAAACCGUCUCGCAUUUUUGCCACUUGAUCUAGGUCGAUCUCGAGAACUACAGUACGUGUACGUGGAUAACAACAUUCACCUGAAAGGCUUGCCAUCCUAUCUGUACAAUAAAGUCAUCGGGUGCAGUGGCUGUGGUGCUCCCAUUCAAGUUUCCGAGGUGAAGCUGCUUUCUUUCUCAUCGGGGCAGCUCACUGUGUUCCUCCCUGCCGAGGUGAAGGCCAUAGGGACAGAGAACGAUCACGUCCUGCCUCUGCAAGAGUUGGCCAUGAGGAGUCUCCAUCACACCUACCACAGUUUUCUUAAAGAUUUGAACUUUCUGUCUCCAAUCUCAUUACCCAGAAGUCUCCUGGAACUGCUGCAUUGCCCCCUGGGGCACUGUCACCGGUGUAGUGAGCCCAUGUUUACGAUUGUCUACCCCAAGCUCUUUCCCUUGAGAGAGACGCCGAUGGCAGGGCUGCACCAGGGGAAGACAACCGUGAGCUUCGUGGCUUACUGCUGCUCCACCGAGUGUCUGCAGACUUUUGACCUACUGAGCUGAUAAACACCCGAGAGCCCCAGGACCCUUGCCGGCCUGACACCGCGGCCGCCUGCAGAUCGCACCCUGUUUGCGUCCAGCCUGGCGGAACAGGCCCUCACAUCCUGUCCUGUGCCGUGCUGGCGGGGAGCUGCCGAACUCUCUGGAAAUGUCGUGAUGGAGCUUCCGAGCUGAAAUGCCUUCACCCUAACCCCCCCCCCACCCCACGUUGGAAUAUAUCGUCCCCCAAAUUAAGGACCCUUUGUCUUCCGUGUUUUUCUUUUCACAUGAGUGUGUCUCAUAAGCAAACUAUUCAGUGUGACGUGCCUCCCCAGAUCUUGAAAGCCAAGUUCCUGUUGCUUGAAGAACUUUAAUUUGCUAAUGGAGUGAAAUGAACUUUUGAACACAUGUACCUUCAAGAUACUUUUUUUUUUUCUUUGCCUUUCCUUUUUGUACCCAGGGAACCGUUUCCUCCCAGACAUUAUCCUCCAUGUUUUUACCGAAGUUCUGCAAACGCUAUGGCCGUCAUCCUAUUGAAUAACAGGCACGGGGAGGGGGCCGGGGAGUGGGGUGGGGUGGGGUGGGGUGGGGGGAGCGCGCCCUAGUUGGCAGCGACGUCAGACUCCAGCGGAGGCCCUGCUAGGGUCCUAGCAUACACCCUCCAGAAAGUUACAACCCGGUUUAUAAGUUUUGCAGCACAUUAAGAGAACUUUGUGUUUUUUUAAAUGCAAAAAUGCAGAUGAUAAAUGAAAUACACUCUGGUUUGAAAGGCUAUUUCAAAAUGAUUUUUUUUUAUAUGAGUUUGAGGAAUAUUUGAGGCUUUAAAAGAUCUGAUCUUCUUUCCAGAUUUAAGCAUUUUCUGGCUAACGAGAAAGGGAGAGAUAAAACAUGUCAAAAUAUGUCCUCCAGUGCUUCUUGCUAGAUGGGCUUAUGAUUAAAUUUAUAUUAACUUUGAAAUAUUGUUGUUACAUAUGAAAAACGGGCCCCAGCUACUCGUGCUCCUGGGUUUUUGCCAGGUGAUUCUAAGUACAACCUGUGCCCAUUUAUUUAAAUACCUGGUGUAUUAGAUUCUCUUCAUUUUGACCCUAGAUUUCUUAUGUACCUAACACACUAUUGUCCAGGUACCACUGAGGAAAUACAGAAAAAAUUGUGGGCGCAAAUUCAGCCUUGGACUUUUGGGGGGGGGACCCAUAAAUGGAAAGUCUGCGAGAUGAUUCUCUGAGAGAAGAAGUGCUCUUAAUGGAAGAGCCGCAUACUUGCUCUUCCUUUGGAAGGAGAGCAUUUGAGUGUGGCUUUCCUGCCAGAUGUUCUUCGGGUUGCUGCGAUGCGAUUCUUUUUUAAUUUUAAUUAUACAGAGUUUUCUCUAGCGCAGAACUAAAAGGGGAACCAAGAAGACUUACUUGGUAGGAAAAUUAUUUCCAAAAAAUUUCAGACUUGUCAAAAACUUGGUCUCUGGAAUUUUAUUAGCUGCCCUAAAUCUGUAAUGCUAAGCUCUCGCAGUGCUAAAAAUCCUACACGGUUCCUGACGAAUGUGUGAUCUUUUCAGUCACACCACCUGCUGUCCGGAAAGCACACUCUCUCCCCGUGGAACGGUGAAGACAGAACGUUACCGUGUGUUCCCACUGCAUUUCCACUGUUCUUCCUUCCUCUCGUCCCUUUCAUAACUUGGCCUGGUCAGCCCUCACAUUUCAAAGGCUUUUAGUAUAAUAGGAACUGAAGAUCUGUAUCAAAAUAUAACACCUUCUUUCAUCCUUUGGAAUAAUUGAAGUUUUAGCGUAACCUCUGCAUGUAUAUAAGUUGGCCGCAGGGAAAUGCGGCAGGAAACUUCACAAAUGUGAUUUGGGCCCAAGUGGCUGCUGCCUCUCAUUUAAGCGAUGGUAAAUAUCUCACAGCAUCAUUCUAUUUCGCCCUCUGCGAUCCUGUGUCUUAAAACAGAGCUCUGGAAGGUGAUCACCGGACGCUAGGGAUGCUUGAUGAGAUAAGGAUAUGUGCUCCUUCUGUCUUGUCUUAACUUGCUGGAAAUUUUACAGAGACGCUUAAGCAAGCGGAGCAUCCUCUGUGCCCGUUACGAACAGUGUGCGGCCACCAAUGUCUUAGGGCAGUCUCAAUCCUAAUCCUCAGGGCGGCCCCCAGCCUAACUGAUGGGAAAUGGAAUUAGUAAUCUGGCUUCCUUGGUGCUGUAGAUGAUGAAAAAUUUUGUACCGCCGUCGCCGAUGUCAUUCUUAACACUCUGAUACGCUAAAGGAACGUUGUAGACUGGAGAAAAAUGGCCCACGGGUUAUGUCUUUGAAUGGAGUCCAGAGCUUCACAGAAAACUCUAAAGUUAUUAUAUGUGUGUUUCCUUAAGUAAUGGGUAUACUAGGUAGAGAAAUACUUUAUGCAAUUAUAGGAAUGCCAAAAACAAAACAAAACAAAACAAAACAUAAAGUGACUUACUUGGAAACUACAGUCUGCUUGGGUAAAGUUUACCUCAGUAAUCUGAGGUAUGGCUCCAUGCGGGGCUCAAACUCACGACCCCAGAUCAAAACCUGAGUGGAGAUUGAGUCAGAUGCUUAACCAACUAAGCCACCCAGGGGCCCCUUCAUGGUAAGUCUUUAAAUCUAGGCUACCUUAAUGGGUAUAGGCCUUCUUAUGACUUAGGGCAAAGGAGGUCACCAUUUUACGUGGAGUACCCUAUCAGUGUUCUUCAAAAUGCCUAAGUGUUGUCAUCCCCAAAUCCUUGAUUACGUAACAUAGUGUAAAUGAAAUGUUGCAACUUCAGUGAAUAGAAUACAUAUUUUGAGCA